Molecule: messenger RNA, 837 nt
Organism: Striga hermonthica
Lineage: Eukaryota; Viridiplantae; Streptophyta; Magnoliopsida; Lamiales; Orobanchaceae
Source: the annotation of a GenBank genome assembly
AUGGGUUUGAGAGAUAUUGGAGAAAGUCUGCCACCAGGGUUCAGAUUCUAUCCAAGUGAUGAAGAGUUAGUGUGCCAUUAUCUGUACAAAAAGAUUGCUAAUGAAGAUGUCUUGAGAGGCACUUUGGUGGAGAUUGAUCUUCAUGUUUGUGAGCCAUGGCAGCUUCCAGAUGUGGCGAAAUUGAAUUCGAACGAGUGGUAUUUCUUUAGCUUUCGCGACCGGAAGUAUGCAACCGGUUUCAGAACAAACCGAGCCACCACAACCGGCUAUUGGAAGGCCACCGGAAAAGAUAGAGUCGUGCUUGACCCGAAAACACGAGGAGUUGUGGGCAUGAGAAAGACUUUGGUUUUUUACAAGAAUCGAGCUCCGAAUGGGAUCAAAACCGGGUGGAUUAUGCACGAGUUUCGUAUGGAAAAUCCUCACGUGCCGCCUAAGGAAGAUUGGGUGCUAUGCAGAGUAUUUCACAAAUCAAGAGGAGAACAACAAUUAAACAACAGUGAACUUUAUUACCAUCAAAACAAUAUCUCAUCAUCUUUCUCACCACAAAGCCUAUGUCAGAAUAAUCAUCACCAUCAACAUCAACAUGGCCAUAACAUUAACCCGAAUACUUCACUAGGCCUGUCGUCAAACGAGACGUACCCGACUCUCUUAUCUCAUGAUCAAAUGAAUGACGAUAAUUAUCAGAACAAAAUAUUAAUUGACCCGAGUUUUGCAAAGUGUGAGGAUGACUAUGGCUUCUUGUUCGAUCUCGAUCAUGGGCCGAAUAAUAAUGAGGUUUCCGAAAUGCUGGAUGGCAUGAACUUCGAUCGUGAUGAUAACGGCUCGGUUUUCGUUUGA